AUCAACUCCACUUUUCAACUCCUUGGAGAUUGACUAGUCACGAUGCGGUUCUCCACGGUUCUCCCAAUCUUUGCUGCCUCUGCCCUCGCGCAGUAUAGCUCUGCGCCGCCAGACAACUCAUCUUGGAGUGCCGGUCCUGACAAGGACGGCAAGUACGAGAUCUCGUCCGAGGGCAUUCGCGGUCACUUCAUUCCUUACGGCGCGUCCAUUUCCAACCUGUUUAUUGCAGACAAGAAUGGCGUUGAGCGCGACGUCGUGCUUGGCUUUGACAAUGCCACGGCCUACGAGGGCAAGGUCCACCCCCAUUUCGGCGGUGUACCUGGCCGCUACGCCAACCGCAUCAAGAACUCGACCUUCACCAUUGACGGCCAGGAUUACCACAUUACGCCAAACGAGAACAACGGCGCCGACACCCUGCACGGUGGUCUGGAUGGAUGGGACUGGCGCAACUUUACUGUUGUUGCCCACACCCAGGACUCGAUUACCUUUUCCAUUGUCGAUCCCGAUGGCAAGGAGGGUUUCCCCGGUGAGGUCAUUAGCUACGUGACCUACACCAUGACUCCCCACACCUGGAACAUCAAGAUUAUUGCUCUUGCAACGACCAAGAAGACGCCUAUUAUGCUGACUUCCCACGUUUACUGGAACUUGGACGGUUUCGGCAACCCCGAUGAUGACACCAUUCUGAACCACACGCUCCACCUUCCCUACUCUGGCCAGCGUAUUGGUGUUGACAACAUCCUCAUUCCCAAUGGCACUAUUCUCCCCAACAAGCAGUACUCGGUCAACGACUUCUGGUCCGCCCCCAAGAAGAUUGGCGCCAACCAGACUGCGCCCGAGCUUCUUGGCGAGUGCGGUUACAACUGCACUGGUUAUGACACGUGCUACCUGGUCGACCGCAGCGACGCCGCCACGCUCGACUGGCGCAACUCUGGUCCUGUUGCUACCUUGGCCAGCGAGUGGUCCGGCAUCCAGCUGGACGUCUACUCCGACCAGGUCGCUUACCAGAUGUACAGCUGCCCUGGACAAGACGGUACAAUCCCCAUCAAGUCUACCCAGGGUGCCAAGGGCGGCAACCAGAAGGUGCCCAAAUACGGCUGCGUCGUCAUGGAGGUCCAGGACUGGAUCGACGCCAUCAACCAGCCCGAAUGGAUGCGCGCCGAGAAGCAGAUCUACAGCCCUGCAGGCCCUGCAUUCACUCUCUACGCCGAGUAUGUCUUCUCCACGAACAAGUAGCUCGGGAGGAAAAGCGCUGGAUAAAAAGAGAAACGAUACCACAAGUGAUAGUAUAAUGCGCGCUUUACUAGACGC
Molecule: messenger RNA, 1308 nt
Organism: Exserohilum turcica Et28A
Lineage: Eukaryota; Fungi; Ascomycota; Dothideomycetes; Pleosporales; Pleosporaceae
Exons: 3
Coding region: 43-1233 (396 amino acids)
Biological process (GO): beta-D-galactose catabolic process via UDP-galactose, Leloir pathway; glucose metabolic process
Molecular function (GO): carbohydrate binding; aldose 1-epimerase activity
Source: RefSeq, a predicted model, not a curated record